Messenger RNA from Brachypodium distachyon (stiff brome), 763 nucleotides. RefSeq lists its product as uncharacterized. The record is from RefSeq and is a predicted model, not a curated record. Lineage: Eukaryota; Viridiplantae; Streptophyta; Magnoliopsida; Poales; Poaceae. Bases 293 to 502 code for a protein of 69 amino acids. The transcript has a single exon.
ACUAGUGCAAAGCUAGCCCAUACCCUGAACGCACGACUCUCGAUUUGCUAACCAGUCUACUCAGCUACACAUCUCAUCUCAGUGCAUGCUUGCCUCUGUUGCUUUACUCACCAACCAUGCAUUACGCUGAAAUGUGCUAAUGUGCUUAUUUAGCCUGCAGCCAGACGCGCAGAGAAACGCAGAGUCCAUUUUGCUGAACCGCAACAAGGAAGCAAGCAGAGUGAAGUCACAUUGUCAGCGUACCAUUUCCCUCUUUCUAGAGAGAAUUAAGCAGUGAAGAGCACAUACGGCAAUGGCGGAUUGGGGCCCCGUGGUGGUGGCGGUGAUCCUGUUCGUGCUGCUGUCGCCGGGGCUGAUGUUCCAGGUCCCGGGGAAGACGAGGUUUGUCGAGUUCGGCAGCAUGGGAACCAGCGGCGUCGCCAUACUCGUCCACGCCGUCCUCUUCUGCGGCCUGUUCGCCGUCCUUGUUGUCGCCGUCGGCAUCCACGUGCACGCGGGAUAGUGCGAUAUCCAAAACGACCUCACGCUUGUCCACGUGCUGCAUACGUGAUGAGUGCGGUGGUGUUCGUCCGCUGGGAUAUAUCCGCUUGCAAGCGCUCCUGUACUUCCAUGUUUGUUUAAUAUCUCCAUGUAUGUGUGAUUCCAUUUGUAUAUUAUUAUUUAAUCCAGUUAAUUUUCACAACUUAUUUUUAAAAAAUAUAGCAAGACCUGUGUAUCAUAUACUCUGUAUUGAAGAAGAAAAUCGCCAAGCGGCCGGUUACAA